UCAGAGUUCUCGAGCACUCUGUUCAUUUUGUGAAUGUGGUAUGUGCCUUGGCCUAACUUGCCUACCCCUCCCCACUGUCCCUCACUCCGCAUUUCCUUUGCUUGUUUAUUCUCUUGCGAUGAAAGAAAUAGAAAGUAAAAGAAAACCUUCCUGUUUUUCGACUUGGAGAAAAGUAAAACAUUUCCCAAACAUUCAUUCUCGAAAUACUAGCUUACAAGGAACGAUAUAUACAGAAAGAGAUCGAUAACAUAUACUUCAGGAUUGUAUAUAGAUAUGUUUACAUUGCUAAGGGUUUCACCCACAAAAUAUUUCCUCGCUCUAGACCCUAAUCGUGACCAUAGGGGCGGUGCGUGAACAGACCAAAAUAUCGCCACGUAGUCAACGAAUUAUUUUUGUCAUCUGCAUCUUGAAAAGGGGAAUCCCACACGACAGAAAAAGAUCGUUGCGACAUCAUUCGAUAGUCCUCUUAUUAACACUUGAUAAGACAGCCAAUGAGAAUAAAGGGCGACUAUGUAAAGCUGACGAGGACUCGUUAAAUCAUCAGUCGUGGAGUUCCGUCCGAUGUGACCACAGCUGCUCUUCCGAUGAAGGAUUUAAAUCUCCGAUUGUGAGAAAAUGAAUUCUGAAGAGUUUAAUACCUGGAAAUGCGGCAAAUGCACGUUCAUAAACGCUGCGACCAGGAAUUGUUGUGACAUGUGCUUCCUGUCACGUGACACUCCACCUGACACCGCAUGGCAGUGUGGGUCUUGUCGGGCUUUCUCCCCGAAGGACAAGACGCACUGCAGCCGCUGCGGUUUACCAGGCGCCGGAAGAUUCCCAGCUACCGACAGGUGGCGCCACUAUGAAGUCAUGGCGGAACCACGACGGAACGACUCUCCCUGGGACUGGUCCUGCCAACGGCUAGGCCUGCAGAGCGAUUUCAUCUCCGACAUCGAAUCUUCCACAAACCUUCCAGCAGACGACCUCGUCGAAGACGCUGGCUUCAUCAAAAAAAAUUCUUGUGUAUGGCGAUGCAUGUCAUGUGACAUGUCCUUGACCGACAGUGACCGCGUCUUCAGCGUCUUCAGCUGUCCGGACUGCAGCGGCGACAGGUCACCGGAGCUCCCGCCGAGCAGCAAGCCAUCACCUCAUCGCACCACCAGCAGAGACACAGCAUCAGGUCGGCUGACGAACUGGGAGGAAAUCAGUAACAAGGAAAUGUACUGUGCGCCCUUCUCUAGUGUCCCUGACAGAUCUUCACAGGACUUAUACAACCGAGGAUCAAAAGAAGACUAUGAGAAACCCGAAAAGACAGAAAACAUCGCACCGUUAAACUGCAGAUCCAGCCGAAGGGAAAGCCUCACAAAGCAUUUUGAUGGCCACUCGGAGACAGACUCCCAGCCAGGAGGUUAUCAGUCAGGUUUACGCCCGCUUGGCUCGGCGUAUCACAGAACAGAUGUCCCCGAAGACAGAAUCCGGAUAAGAUUUCCGGACACCGAGUGUCGUCUGGUAUUACUGGGCAAGACCGGAAGCGGCAAAAGCGCCACCGCCAACACGAUCGUGGGCUUCCGGCGCUUUGAGACAGGCAGAGGCUUCCGCUCGACUACCAAGCAGUGCCAGCGCUUCAGUCAGCGAAGGUUCGGCCUGCACGUCGAGGUUGUAGAUACUCCGGGGCUAUUUGACACAGACCUCGACAACGAGACCAUCAUAAAGGAAAUAAUCAAAUGCAUCGGCGUGGUUUCUCCGGGUCCUCACGCGCUCAUCAUGGUCCUGCGCAUCGGCAUCAGGUUCACGGAGGAGGAGGUCAAGUGCUUGGAGUUACUUCGCGUCAUCUUUGGCAGUGAGCUGCUGAAGUACCUCGUUCUCGUCUUCACGCACGGCGACCGCCUCGCAGACCCUGAGCACGAGGGACUCAGCGAAAAUGAGGCUGUCAGAAAUAUGCUGGACAACUCGCCAGACAAACUGAAAGAACUCGUCAAGGGAGCAAAUAAUCGGUACAUUGUCUUCAACAACAAGGGCACACCUCAGCAGAAGGCCAACCAGGUCAAAGAUCUUCUGCUGUCGGUGCGCCAAGUGCUGCAGUUCAACGGUGGCAAGCCGUACACGAACUGUUUCUUGGAGAAGGCGGAGCAAAUCAUCCAAGAAAGGGAGACUAUUCUUGUCAGUCAGCUGCCUGAAAUCCCAAUGACAAGGAGAAGCAAUCGAAGAAAUUCUUCCAAAGAGUUGGAGAGGAAGCGUUUGGCACGCGACUUCGUUCGAGAGGAGCUGGUCCAGGAGUCGCCGGUUCUGAAGAACAUCAAAAAAGCCCUGCACAAGGCCUUCAAGGUGUUCUUCAUGAACAGCGCCCCACGCCAGGGACAACGAUGCUGUAUUUUAUAAAGAUGUGUCUCGUGAUAAGAAACUACUGACAAAAAAACGUUCGUCGAAUUUUAUAAGGGUGCGUCUAACGGAAUGACAGGAAAAAAAAGUUUGUUGCAUCUUAUAAUAGUACUUUUUGUCAAAUUAUACGACGGGGACAAUUUUGGCGCAUGCCAUCAUGAAUCUGUAUCCCCUGAUGGCUCGCAGACGAUUUUUUUGAACUAACUUCUAGAACGAGGCUAUUGACAUAACAGCUUCCGGUUUAGCGAACGACGACAAGGGCUCAUUCAUGCUAGAGGCCGUUCAGACAAAAGUUUCAAUCUGUUGAGAGACAGGACUUGUUUGAAGCGGAAGUCUGUCUGUCAAUUGCUCGCCGAGACUAGCAGCGGAGAACUUCUCUAGAGGCCGAGCGUUGGUCUCGGCAUACAGUCAGCCAUCCACCUAUACAUGUCCGAGGUACCAUCGUAUGAGAUUAAUAGAACAAUUACCUUCGAUCUCUUCGUGUCAGGAACGUACGCUCACACAUAAUUUUGCGGGGAUCAGAGACUUUCAGGAGUUUCAUGAUGUUUCAUUCGUAAUUGAAAGCCAAAAAAGUCCGUCUACUGACAAGUGAUAUGUUUUGGAGGCAUUAAUAAAGUUUUAAUAAAAACAAUGGCAAUGACCGAAA
This is a messenger RNA of Pomacea canaliculata, 3004 nucleotides long. RefSeq lists its product as uncharacterized. Gene Ontology annotation, molecular function: GTP binding. The coding region runs from base 616 to 2358 and encodes 580 amino acids. The transcript is spliced from 8 exons. Lineage: Eukaryota; Metazoa; Mollusca; Gastropoda; Architaenioglossa; Ampullariidae. The record is from RefSeq and is a predicted model, not a curated record.